Lolium perenne is the source of this 1527-nucleotide messenger RNA. The record is from RefSeq and is a predicted model, not a curated record. Lineage: Eukaryota; Viridiplantae; Streptophyta; Magnoliopsida; Poales; Poaceae.
AUGGCCAUAGUCCAAGAUAAAGACCACCCCAUCUCAUCACCCCAGCAUGAUGAUACGGAUGAAAAGAAGAGCACAAUCUCAGUGCCCCCAGAAGCUACCGAUGACGAGAAGCCAUUCCCGUUCUUCGGGCUGCUUUGCUAUGCUGAUAAGGUGGAUUGGCUCCUCAUGGCCCUGGGAACCCUCGGGUCUGCCAUCCACGGCAUGGCAUUCCCGAUCGGGUAUCUCCUUCUUGGGAAAGCACUUGAUGCCUUUGGAACCAACAUAAAUGACCAGGAGGGCAUGCUUGGUCAUUUUGUCGCAAGCUUCUCCACUUUCUUUGCUGGUAUAGUAAUUGCAUUUGCCAGCUGCUGGGAAGUCGCAAUGCUGUCCUUCCUGGUUAUUCCUCUGAUCCUCGCUAUCGGGGCAACAUAUACGAAAAAGAUGAACGGCAUAUCGUUGUCACGCAAUGCUAUCGUCUCAGAAGCAACAUCUGUUGUAGAACAGACAUUGUCACAUAUCAAGACCGUCUUCUCCUUUGUCGGAGAGAACUGGGCCAUGAAAUCCUUCGUCCAGUGCACACACAAUCAAUACAAACUAAGCAGGAAGGAAGCGAUGAUAAAGGGAAUAGGGCUGGGCUUGUUCCAGACAGUGACCUUUUGUUCAUGGGCACUCAUGGUUUGGAUUGGGGCAGUUGCAGUAAGCAAACGGACAGCAACAGGAGGUGGCACAAUAGCUGCCAUCAUGAGUAUCCUCUUUGGCGCAAUAUCAAUUACCUACGCUGCACCAGACCUUCAGACCUUUAAUCAAGCAAAAGCUGCAGGAAAAGAGGUCUUCAAGGAUAAGACAAUUCUCCGAGGAUUCUCAUUGUCCAUCCCAGCAGGCAAAGUCGUUGCUCUGGUAGGAGGUAGCGGCUGUGGGAAGAGCACAGUUAUUUCACUACUUCAAAGGUUCUAUGAUCCGACCUCAGGUGACAUAUUCAUUGAUGGUCAUAGUAUCAAGAAAAUUGAUCUGAAAUCCCUGCGCAGAAAUAUAGCUUCAGUAUCUCAGGAGCCAUCGUUGUUUUCUGGUACUAUCAAGGACAACUUGAGGAUUGGUAAAAUGGAUGCAACUGACGAAGAGAUAACUGAAGCAGCAACGACAGCUAACAUUCAUUCCUUCAUAUCUAAACUUCCGAAUGGAUACUUAACAGAGGUAGGAGAAAGAGGUGUGCAGUUGUCAGGAGGCCAGAAACAAAGAGUAGCUAUUGCAAGGGCAAUGCUGAAGGAUCCACCAAUUCUCCUCCUGGAUGAAGCAACAAGUGCCCUUGAUUCAGAAUCAGAAAAGCUAGUACAGGAUGCACUUGAGAGAGCCAUGAGUGGGAGGACUGUUAUCUUGAUUGCUCACAGGAUGUCCACAAUUGUAAACGCUGACACCAUUGUUGUUGUCGAGAACGGAAGAGUAGCACAAACUGGGACACAUCAAGAGUUGCUCGAGAAAAGCACAUUCUACUCAAACAUAUGCAGCAUGCAAAAUAUUGAGAAGGAAGCUGGAAAGAGGGUAGCAAGGUAA